Trematosphaeria pertusa is the source of this 418-nucleotide messenger RNA. RefSeq lists its product as uncharacterized. NCBI's taxonomy places the organism in Eukaryota, Fungi, Ascomycota, Dothideomycetes, Pleosporales, Trematosphaeriaceae. The record is from RefSeq and is a predicted model, not a curated record. The transcript has a single exon. The coding region runs from base 111 to 350 and encodes 79 amino acids.
ACCGCCGCCCACUGAACGUUCCAUCGUUUUUCGUACGUAGCGACCUCUGUCCUCAGUCGAAUGUUGCGCGCCGGCUUCCAACACCGAGCCACAACCCCGCUUCUGUAGACAUGGUACUCGUCCGUCUACGACAUACAACUGGCUGCGCGUUGGGACUAAUAUCUCUCAUUGGAAAGUGUUCUGGCGACACCGGCACGGAUCAGAGUGGUCCUUCACGGGAACUUACAACUCUGAGAGUUUGUGUUGCUAUGCCCACCGAUGACUACAGAGGGAUUCUGCCCAUGGCGGUGUCGCUAGCAGAACGCGACGUAACAUGUCCCACAAGCCCUUCAUACCAUCUGCAAUCCUAGCUUUCCGCGAUUCCAGGAGGCCUGGUCGUGCGCCCUGCGAACUGACACAUUGAAGGCCAUUUCAGAAG